AGGGACUCUACUAUUGACAAACAAACCGCCAUGCCAUGUUUGAUCAGUUAUUUUCUUGAAUCGUGUCACUUUUUUCAUGAAUCAACGUACUUUUAUCUGUGUUUUCCUUCGAUCCCGUAUCUCUGCAACUAAUUUUCGCACGGCCCAACUCCUUGAUCUCUCACGCUCAAUUUCAUUUAAUUGCAAGUCUUGAUAAUGUCUGUCAGUGAUCCUUUACUGAAGGAAUUGAAGGGCCACACCUUAAUGCUGACAAAAGCUGCCAGUCCUAUCAGUGACGAAAAUUCAAACUUAGAAGCAUUCUGCCAGUGCUUGGAAAAAAUAUUUCAGAAAGGUCUCAUCACUCAACACAAUGCGCUUGGCUUUUACAAAUCUCCUGAGAGUUGGGAUUGGCUCAGAAAAGUUGGCUGUAAAAGAGGUCCAUACAGCUAUCAGUCAUCUGUCAGUUUUGUAAAUGAAUGUACCAAAGUUACCAGUAGCCGUGGCAGACUAAGACUCCUCAUUAGAAUGUGUCUAAAUCAAAGAUGUAUACAUGUUCCCAUUCAGCUACUGAAUGAGCUUGAAGAGAGCUUAAAGUAUUAUCAAUCACGUCAAUCAAUCAUUGGUGAUGAAGUCUUACGAGAAAUUUUCCUAUCGGUCCUAAGAUUGUGUAGUCGCCUUCAGUUUAAGUUAAACAUAAGCAAUGCAAGAUUCCUGGAUGAAACUUGGAUCCUGCCUGUUUACCGCAAGCUUCAACUAGUACCUUGCAAGGAACUUGGAGUGUCUGUUCUAUUCAUCAAUUCCCGAGCGGUCGUUGUGGAUGUUCAAGAAGAAAGUGUAGCAUCAGAAGAUGACAAUAUUUGUGUCGGUGACAUCAUCGAUGAACUGAAUGAUUUCUGUAUCGAUAGCUCCCAAGUUGGGAACUUACAGAACAUUAUGCGUCAUCAUACAAAUCAACCAAUCUCUAUUUGUCUUAUCAAACCAGUUUUAAACAAUGCCAUCUUUCCACCAAUGAUGUCCCUCCUCUGUCAGGCAAACCUGGACCCUGUUUCAAUCCAAUACGGGAAAAGCUCAGUAUCCAAUUUAUCACGGACACCUUCUCGUAACAGGGCUGGUCAUUGUGUAAGAUAUAUAGGUAAUAUAUCAACCGGUGAUAAUGGUGAUGUGAAACGAAUUCACUCGGCGAUAGACUCAACAUUGAACAGAUGUGGUGAAUUGGUCGGAGUCUCUUGUUGGUUUGACUGCUUGGAACUGGAAGUUCAAGUUACGUGUCAAGAGACAAAUGAAGUUCUCCUCAAGCAUUCGUAUACAGAAAUCUCAUCUUGCGGUAGAACAGUCAACCGGCCAAAUUACUUUGCUUAUAUCGCAGGGAAUACAUUGCUCAGCUUAAGUAAACAGUUCACAUGCUAUGUUUUUAGUAUGAAUGAUGUGUCUGAAAUAGAUACCAUUCUUCAAAAUAUAGGGCAAGGAUUCAGGAGAACUAAUUUUGCUGUGUGAUGGCGUGCUUUGAUAUUAGGAAUAUUACCCACCAAAGACUAUGAAAGAUCUCAUUACUAAAAAAAAAUUGUGAUUUCAGCACUGUGCAAUCAAAAAAUGUUGCAAUUACGUUUACUGUGUUUCAAACAACACAUGAUUCAUUCUAAAUUGUUUUCUUUUUAUUGUUGAUAAUUUUUACCUGUUUCUUCCGUUGAAGUGAAUUACCAUGUUAUUCAGUAGUGUGUUAUGCCAUGUGCAAUAAAGCUCUACACAACUGAA
Messenger RNA from Bemisia tabaci, 1731 nucleotides. RefSeq lists its product as uncharacterized. NCBI's taxonomy places the organism in Eukaryota, Metazoa, Arthropoda, Insecta, Hemiptera, Aleyrodidae. Gene Ontology annotation, molecular function: protein binding. The record is from RefSeq and is a predicted model, not a curated record.